AUGGCAUCUCUCAACCGCUUCCGGCGGAGCAAGUCCAAGGCGAAGGAGAGGCCCAAGAAAGAACCCGCGACACCCGAAGACACGGUUCGCGUCGACUACCCGUACAUUGGCGCGCACCUCGAUCGCGAGCGCUCGGCCGUGCCGCCCCCGCCCGAGCAUGCAUACACGCACGGGCUCCCAGACCCGCACUUGCCUUUGCCCCCACACAACGUACAGUGGCAAGUGGCACACAGUCCGUUGGAUGUCCGAGCCAGGCCACACCGUUCACGCACGGACCCCGACGCCGACCCCACGCCCGUCACUCCACCGAGCGACGACUCCGGAGCCUCUCAGCCCGCGCCGGGAAAUGCCACGUUCGCCCUCGAGGAGGAGGACCGUGCGUCCCGGGAGAUCUCUCCUGCGCCCGAAGCAGAUGCACCGCGGUCAUCGACAUGCUCGUAUUCGGAGAGUGACGAACAACAGACACUGCGCGAACGUCGAGCCCCUCCUUGCGCCUUGUUGCCGCGUCCGCCGAGCGACCUGCCUACGUCCUCCCCUAUCAUCUACACGUCCUCACGGCGCUGUGCGGGUCUCGGAUUUGUUUGA
Punctularia strigosozonata HHB-11173 SS5 is the source of this 585-nucleotide messenger RNA. RefSeq lists its product as uncharacterized. The coding region runs from base 1 to 585 and encodes 194 amino acids. The transcript has 2 exons. The record is from RefSeq and is a predicted model, not a curated record. Lineage: Eukaryota; Fungi; Basidiomycota; Agaricomycetes; Corticiales; Punctulariaceae.